Messenger RNA from Elgaria multicarinata webbii, 1276 nucleotides. RefSeq names its product protein kinase cAMP-dependent type I regulatory subunit beta (gene PRKAR1B). The record is from RefSeq and is a predicted model, not a curated record. Gene Ontology annotation, cellular component: cAMP-dependent protein kinase complex. The coding region runs from base 24 to 1169 and encodes 381 amino acids. Lineage: Eukaryota; Metazoa; Chordata; Lepidosauria; Squamata; Anguidae. Gene Ontology annotation, molecular function: cAMP-dependent protein kinase regulator activity. Gene Ontology annotation, biological process: regulation of protein phosphorylation. The transcript has 10 exons.
GCGGUCCGUUUACCAUCACAACGAUGGCUGCUUCGUCCUCUUGCAAUGUGGAAGACGACGAGAGCUUGAAGGGAUGUGAACUCUACGUUCAGAAGCAUAACAUCCAGCAGAUUCUGAAAGAGUGCAUCGUGAACCUCUGUAUAGCGAAACCCGAUCGGCCUAUGAAGUUCUUGCGAGAACACUUUGAGAAAUUGGAAAAGGAAGAAUGCAAACAGAUACUGGCUUGGCAGAAAUCCAAUUCGCAGUCAGAUUCUCACGAUGACGAAAUUUCCCCUCCACCUCCAAAUCCGGUGGUCAAGGCGCGGCGCAGAAGGGGAGGAGUCAGUGCCGAGGUGUACACUGAAGAAGAUGCAGUUUCUUACGUCAGGAAGGUUAUUCCCAAGGACUACAAGACAAUGACUGCUCUGGCAAAGGCUAUUUCCAAGAAUGUGCUCUUCGCUCACCUGGAUGAUAACGAGAGAAGUGACAUAUUUGACGCCAUGUUCCCUGUUACACACAUCGCUGAAGAAACUGUCAUACAACAGGGAGAUGAAGGAGACAACUUUUAUGUGAUCGAUCAAGGGGAAGUGGAUGUGUACGUCAACGGAGAAUGGGUCACCAGCAUCGGAGAAGGAGGCAGCUUUGGGGAGCUCGCACUCAUCUAUGGGACGCCUAGAGCCGCAACGGUGAAAGCCAAGUCGGACCUCAAGCUCUGGGGCAUCGACAGGGAUAGCUACAGACGCAUUUUAAUGGGAAGCACACUGAGAAAGCGGAAGAUGUACGAAGAAUUCCUCAGCAAGGUUUCCAUUUUGGGAUCGCUGGAUAAGUGGGAGCGACUGACCGUGGCCGAUGCACUAGAACCCGUCCAGUUUGAAGACGGAGAGAAAAUUGUUGUUCAGGGACAGCCAGGGGAUGACUUUUUCAUCAUCACAGAGGGCACUGCUUCUGUCCUUCAGCGCCGGUCUGAUAAGGAGGAGUAUGUGGAAGUGGGUCGGCUUGGGCCAUCGGAUUAUUUCGGGGAGAUUGCUCUCUUGCUCAACAGGCCUCGGGCUGCCACUGUGGUGGCCCGGGGGCCCCUGAAAUGCGUCAAGCUGGACCGCCCUCGCUUUGAACGAGUCCUCGGCCCUUGCUCGGAAAUCCUCAAGAGGAACAUCCAGAGAUACAACAGUUUCAUUUCCCUGACUGUUUAAAGUGAUCCCUGCCACUGCCUUUUACGUUCAAACUCGUGCACUUAAAAUCCGACCCGUGCCGUUCCAUAGCUUUGCGAAGUGAACGACAGACACAUCCAUUUGAUAUA